Molecule: messenger RNA, 17124 nt
Organism: Plasmodium vivax (malaria parasite P. vivax)
Lineage: Eukaryota; Apicomplexa; Aconoidasida; Haemosporida; Plasmodiidae
Exons: 3
Coding region: 1-17124 (5707 amino acids)
Source: RefSeq, a predicted model, not a curated record
AUGAAGGCGGAGGCGGGGGGGAGCCCCAAGGGCGAGCCGCCCACGGAGGUGUACCUGCAAGUGUACCAGAAGAUGAGCAUCUACUACGAGUGUGCAGUGAACGAAGAGGAGAGAAAAAACAAAAAAAUCCUGAAGAGGAAAAAAAGCAUUAACGAAUUGAAGCAAGUACAGAGAGAGCUACUCGAUUUCUUUGACCAAAACGUGCAGCUCUUUUCAAACCCAUUUCACUUCCUCCAGUACGAAGAGGAAGACGUAAAUAAAAAUGACUUGAGGAACUACAUCACGGACAAUUGCUCCUACUUGUUAAGCUACAUGGAAGAUAUGAUUAAGUGCUCCGUGAUGCUCAACCGGAGUGCCUUCCAGGUGUGCCACAUGUUUAAUGAGGUGUACCAACGGAUUCAAAACGAGUGUGUGAGGAGCGAACUGACCAAGGCAGAAUUCAUCUGCGAAGUUUUGAAGGCCUGCAUUGAAAAGGAGAAUUUAAUCCUCAUGAUAUUGGUCUCCAUUUUGAGUUACCUCAAUAGAGAUGAGAAGGUCGGGGUGACCACGCGGUAUGGGUACUGCAGCGAGGAGAGGGAGGAAAAUCUAACCGACGGGGAGGGGAGGAGGCGCCGUCUGGGUGACGCGGCAAACGAGGGGGAAGCAGACGGGGGGGAAGCAAACGAGGCGGACGGGACAGACGCUCAAGAGGCAGACGCUCACGACGCUGACGCGGAUGCGGAGGAGGACGACCUGAAGACGUCCAGCGGAGCCUCCUCCUCGUCCAACAACUCCGCGAGCAGCCUGCCCCCCCCCAGGAGGGUCUCCACGGAGCGCACCUCCAGCGCCAGAAUCAACGCAGACAGGUUCUCCCUCUACGUCCUCACCCACCUGGUGGAAAAUGACCUAAUCGAGCACAUCCUCUCGGAAAUGGAAAGAAUUUUAAAGUUCCUAAUCAAAUACGAUGACAUUUGUAUCAAAAUGGAUUACGUGUUUAGCUACAAAGCUCACAAGAUAAACGUUCUGUUCAACCUGGUGGAUGUUCUUUUUUUAUAUUUUUCUAAAUUUCAUGCCACCACCACUCACGUCACGAGCUUGUUUAAGCUCAUCAACCAUGUAGUCUCGGCGAGAUACUUUGAGUUUGUAACGACGGACCAUUAUGUGAAGGAGCUGGACAAUUUGCUCUUCAUUCAUGCGAGGAAGAAGAGGAAAAACUUUUUCAAAUAUUUGAAGACCGUUCGCAAUAAUAAAUUCGUUUCCCAGAUGGAGGAGUACUACCGACUGGACAUGCCUGUGGAUGUGGUUGGGUCGUUGAGCUCAGUCGAGGCCGCCCCGUUCGGCAGUCAGCAGGCGGGUGGCGCGGCUAAUGGUGGCAGCGGCGGGGGAGCACCCAUUUUGGGGAACCUCUCCGGAGGGGUGGAACAAAAACCGUUUGGCGGAGCCCCGCAAAGUGGGGGGGCCCCCGCGCAGGGCAGCGUGCCGAGCAUCUUGAUAAAUGGCCAGGAGAAGGGCAAGGAGGUGGGCACGUUGGGAAGCACGUUGGGAAGCACUUUGGGAAGCACUCCGGGGGGCGCAUCAGUAGGUGCGUCGGGAAGCACUUCGGGAAGCACUUUGGGAGGCACCCCGGGGGGCGCAUCUGUAGGUACGUCAGCAGUCACAUUGGCCGACACCCCGUGGAGCGCCCCCCCCCCGAACGCCUCGCGCGACGGAAGGCACAAACUCUACGAGCAGCAGAGCGACAAGCUGCGGAGCAGCCAGUGCCUGAGCCGCUGCCUGGACUGCCAGGGCUACUGGUACGACUGCAACUGCAGCUUGGGCGAUUUUGACGCCUCCAGCCUAACCCUAACGACGCAGAUUAGUUUGCUCCUCAUAUUGUGCCUACACCCAAACGUGGAAAAAUACGUCUACGAGAAAAAGAAGAACAUCCUUGUGGAGGAGACCUCCCCCAGUAAGGAAGACGUGAGUUACCUCCUCGAACGGAAGAAAGAAAAAAUAAAUUUCCAAAAUUUUUACUACCCAGAUACGUGGAGGUACAACUGUAUGAGUUCCCACAAGGAGCUGAAGCAUCUGAGCAGUUUGAGGAGCACCUAUUCGGUGAGCUCCGCUUUCGUAAAAGAAAACGUGUCGCAUUAUUAUGCCUUCUUUACCAAGAUAAGUGAGGAGGCCAAGCGGAAGAGGAAGAACACGAAGAGUGCCGACAGGAUGGAAGGGUCAAGACAGACCUCAGCAGAGCAGCAACCCCAGGGAGACGACUUCUGGAAGGGUGUAACCACAUCUGAAGGGGGGGAAGUAACAACCGAGGCGGUAGACCCGAACGUUACCAUUUUACGCUUCGUUGUGAGUCUGUUUACACACAAUAAGGAGGAGACCUUCUGGGCCAUCUUCGAGGGGAACGUCUUCAGAGUGCUCUACGACGUGGUGCUGAAGAAGGUUUCGAGCGCAACUCUCAUUGGCACUCUCAUGUUCCACCUCUUCCACAUGUUAUUUUCCUACUCGUUUAUAAGGAAUUCGCGGACGACUGACCUGUGGAAUGCCUUUAUAGACCAUCACAUAAGGAGGGACUUCCAGAUUCGGCGCAGGAGGAGGGGCGCCGCUCGAGCGGGGUUGGCAGUGGAGAUGGCAGCGGGGUUGGAAGUGGGUUUGGCAGCGGGUCUGCCAGCGGAGCCGCCAACAGAGCCGCCAAUGGGUCUGCCAGCGGAACCGCUCCCCCUUGUGGACGCGUCCGAUUUUUACAAACGCCGGAGAGGAAGCGACGCCCUCUGCGGAGAAGCGGCCCCGCAGGACGGCCCGAACAACAUCAUCCACAUAUACAAGCGCAAGGGGGAGCACGUCAUCGACGCGUUGACUUUUUUGAAGGCCCUCUGCAAUGGGUACCCGCGACUGGUAAAGAAGUACGUCUGCAUUUUGAAGAGCGUAAUUAACCGGUACCACUCCCGAAUCAUGGAGUUUUCCCAAAUGGAAGAAACGGUGUUCCACCACAGCGUUGACCAGCAGGUGAGUGAGUACGGCCCGAGGGGGGGAAGCCACGACGUGGGGUAUCUGCACAGCGGGGGGUAUGUGCAAAGUGGGGUUCACCUCCACAGCGGGGGUCACCACACCGCAAAGGAAAGCACGAUGGCCAACCUAAACGAGGAAAGGAGAAUCACCAUAAUGAGGUACAAAAAUCUAAAAAUCAUUGCAGAAGAGAAGAUGAAGAUUUGUUUGGAUUUUUACUCGGACGUUUUCGUAAACGUCCUGGACUUCGCCUCUGUCCUUUGCAAUAACCUCUACGAUUUGAAAGUGAUAGAGCAUGUGGUCCUCUGCUUCAAGACGCCACUCACCGCCAAUUUGAACAUCUUCAACUUGACGAAGAAGCUCUACAGUCAGUUUGUAUGCACCCUUAGUGGCAAGUACAAUGAGUUUUCUAAAAUUGCCAAUCAGCAGCAUGUCUACGGGAGGACUAGAGGAAGUGACCGAAUCGGAAGAGUUCUUCACCUUCUAGAUGAUAGAAACCUCAUGGGUGCCGGCAAAUUCGUUGAGAGGGACCCAUACAGGAAUGUCCUAAACGGGAGGAUGUUCUCCACCCCAUCUGUGGACGAGUCGAGUGGAGGAGCGGGCAGCUCUGCUGCCUUCCGCGGUACGGGAGCCUCCCCCAAUGGUGAAGUCCCCACCUCGGUGAGCGCAACGGGAGGAAGUAACAACAGCUGCUACGUCACCUAUUUGUACUACUUUAAAAUUCUGCUGAUUGAAAAGCUGUUCGAGCAGAACAAUGCGCUUAAGGCGAUUUUGAAGAACCACCAGCUGCUGGAGUUCCUGCAGAGCAAUAACGCCUAUCUUAGCAACCUCAUAAAGGAGAAUGCGCUGGUGGAGAGGCACCUGGUGGAGCGCGGCGUGUUCAAGUACGACCGCGCCAAGUACGAGUCCUUCUGCAAGAGGCUGUCUCUGCAGCGGGACCAGCACGCGGGGUGCGUGCGCGAGGCCAGCCGCCUCCUCCAGGACAUCGCCCUGGGCACGGAGAGGCUGCGCCCGUUGGCGGGCUGCAAGUUGGUUGGCAGCGGCGGGGUUGCGAGGGAAGCGGUUGCCAGCGGUGAGGUUUCGAGCGGCCAGGUUGCGAAGGAAGCGGUUGAGAGCGGCCAGGUUACUAACAACUCGGCCACGGCUAACACCGCUAGCGCGGUCAACUCCCCUACCACCGCUAGCGCGGCUAACACGGCUACCCCCCUUCUGGCGAACAUCCUCGCGCAGGGGAACUGCGUGGACCACCUGCUGGAGGAGAACAAGCUGACGGAGAACCUGCUGCGCGAAAACAACUUCCUCAAGAGCGAGUUCACCCGGCACGGCGUGGCGGACGCGCUCUUCAGAAACAAGCUGGACGAAGCGCAGCUCGACGGGCUCAAGGCACUCACCAGAAACGAAUACGACGUGAAGAAGAUCCUGGACUACGAGGAGAAAAUAAAAAACAUCAGCAAGAACAACGACGGGUCUUAUAACAACAAGGAGGCGAUCAAAAUCUUUUUCGAGGAGAACAAAAACGCAGUUGAGUUCUUCCUGGACAGUAAGCUCAAAGGGUCAAUGCUUAAGGACGACGCGUUUACUACCUCCAAUGAGGACCUCAUGAAUAGGGCCAAAGUCAUUCUGAAAAAUGAACUGCACAGUGAGAGAAGGGGUAGCAAUAUCGAUGCGAGGUACCUCCUGGCAAACAUCUUCGAGCAGAAUGUGUAUCCGUACAACUGUUUGAAGAUGCUGGAGAAGUGCCUCCUCUUCCUCUCCUCCGUGAAUAACAACAAGCUGUGCUACUACCUGCCGAUGAAUAAGAACCUGCUGAUCGACUACAUCCUGCUGGAGCAGUACGAUGGGGGAAGCGCAGUUAGCGGCGGAGUUAGCGGCGGAAGCGGUGGCCUUGUUGGAGGAGACGCCCUUGGCGGCGGAGGACCCAACUCCCGAGGCGCGGAACACCUCCAGGCGGAGCUGAAGAGAAGCAAGCCGCGCCCCCUCGAGCGGGACGCCAAUCUGUUCAAAAUAAAAAACCGAAAGUACAAUAACCUAAUUUCACUUGUCGAAACGGACGACCCAAUCAGCACAACCAACUUUAAGAACGUGUUCAUUCACCACUUAAAUUUGCAAAACAAAGUGAGUGAGUCCAAGGACAAGAGCAUCAAACAGUACCGAACCAUGCACCUGCUCGACAUCCUUUAUGAAGUUAUAAAGACGAAAUAUAACUCCCAUAUUGAUGUGAUCAAUUUGAAAUGCCUUUGUUUAGAAAUCCUUUGCUCUAGCUUCGUAAAGAACUCCUCCUCUGCUUUGUCUGUUUUAUGCACCCUCACGGACGUUUUCCCGGAUCUUCUAUUCGAGGCAACGAAGAAAUACAACGAGCAGAACGACCGCAUGAAGAAACACCUUGAGCAGGUCGACAGGCUAGUUUCGUUGGGACAGCUGAAGAGCAACACGCUGGAAGCGCUCGCCUGUAACUUCACCACUCCCUAUUUUAACCUCAAAAUUGUCAUCACCUUUAUGAAGUGCGUAAACUUCCUGCUCUACAUGAUUGGCAUUAAGAGGAAGUUCAACCUGUCCCUCACCCGCAUCUGGCACUUCUUCAACAGCAUAGACAGGAUUGACGAGAUCGACCGGAAGGUUCGGCAGGGGGAGCGGCAUGAACAGCGGCAUGAACAGCGGCAUGAACAGCGGCAUGAACAGCGGCGCGACCCCGGGAAGAAGGGCUACUACUCCGACCACCUGGGGGAUGCCCACCGCGCCGGGAGGAAGGAGCCCAAGGGAAGGAACUACAUCUUCUUCGACAUUUUUUUUAACUUCGACCGGUUUUUCGACGAGCUCCACACAGAGGAGGAGGAAGAGGAAGAGCAGCAGGGAGAGCCGCUGGGGGAGCAGGAGCAGCAGGAACAGCAGCAGGGGGACGGGGACCGCUACGAUGAGCAGGCUGCCCAUGGCGGGGGGGGCGCCCCGAGGCGGAAGAAGAAACAGUUCAGCAGCGCGCCCCUUGGGGGGGGAACGCACAGCGGAGGCAACGGGGGAGCAGAGGGAGCAGAGGGAUCUGCUGCUUCAUCACGGUGGAGUGUGGGCGGGCGGAACCAACACGCGGAGGCACAGCGAGACGAGCGUGACGACCGUGAUGACCUAUACGAAAGUUGCUUGAAGAAGAAACUAAUGAUAGAGGACUGCGAGAAGAACGUGUGCAAGCAUCUAAUCAUGCUCACCAACUACGUGGUUCAAAACAUUUUCUACAAUCUAGUAAACAAUUUCGUUUUAAAAAAAAUAAGAGACCAUAAAUAUGAAAGUGAAGAUCAUCUAGAAGAGCAUAUCAAGCUGGAGCUCUUCAUGAGUCGCCAGGAGAACUCUCUCUUUAGAAGGAGGUACAAUUACUACAUGCAGAAAUCCAAAAAUUUAGAAUCUCAAAUCGUUAAGUUGCAGAACGAAAUUCAUGCGAAUACGACGAGCAUCAUGCAGAUGGAGCAGAUGUUGAGGCAACAUGCCAUUCCCUUUGAGCCAUACGCUUUCGCGCAGAGGAUGCUCAACCAGUCCUUUGCCGAGGUGGGCAAUUUUGGGGAUCCCCUUUCUUCCCAUCCCGGUGCAGCAUCGUCAAGUUUGCUCCCCCCUUCGCUCUUUACCCAACAGAGUGCCACUCCUGGUGGGCUGUUUAACCCAGGAGGAACGACCACAACGCUCUUCAACGAAAGGAACAAUUUCGGAAUGAAUUCUUCAACAUUUGGGAGUGGCCUGACCAACACGGGGACCAUCGGGACAACACCUGCAGCUUCUCCCUUUUCUUUUAUGCGAACAGAUAAUCAAGUCGGGGCCACAUCCACUUUGGGAAUGCCUUCCACCGGGCUGGCCACUCAACCAUCUGGGGGUACAGGAAGUCUCUUCGGAUCUUCAUCAUCACCAAGCGGUUUAAUGAACAGCACAACUGGAGGAGGUCUCUUUGGCACACAGAGGGGGGGCGCUCUUUCCGCCUCCCCCAGCAUGGCGGCAUCAUCUCUAGAGAAUGCAAGAACAGCGUACGAGCCUUCCGCGCGCUGGGCCUCCCCCUCCCUCGCGGGGACAGCCACAACCCCAGCGGCGAGCUUCUCCUCAUUCAUGUCCGGCGGGACGAUCAACAAAGGGGCGGCCGUGGGCACCACCGGUGGCCUAUUCAACACUCCAACGAGCGCCCUUGUAACGAACAGCAGCGCGAACAAGCCGGCGACCGGAUCUUCCCUCUUCGGAUCCAAUACGACCUCGUCGACCGGCUUGUUCGGCCCCUCUGGCACGACGAGUAGCGGCGCAUUCGGGUUCAAUCAGGGCGGGGCUGCCUCCAACAGUGCCUUGAUGAGCAACACGAACAAGCUUUUUAGCGCCCCCGGCAGCAGUGGCAAUCUUGGCAGCAACGCGGGGGGGUCGUCAAACCAGAUGCUCACUCAAGGAGGAGCCACGUCGGGGGUGAGCGGAUUGGGCGGUGGAGGAAGAAGCCUCUUCGGGGGAACGCAGCAGAGUGGGGGCGGCCUUUUCGGAAGUGCGCAGCAGAGUGGAGGCGGUCUCUUCGGAGGUGCGCAGCAGAGUGGAGGCGGUCUCUUCGGAGGUGCGCAGCAGAGUGGAGGCGGCCUCUUCGGAAGUGCGCAGCAGAGUGGAGGCGGCCUCUUCGGAAGUGCGCAGCAGAGUGGAGGCGGCCUCUUCGGGGGCAGCACCUCGUCGAACCCGAACCAGCAGUUCCUGCAGAAUAACAACGCGGGCUCUCAAUUUGCAAGUGCAGGAUCUAGUGGCCUGAACAAGCCCAGCCUAUUCACCCCAGUGAGCCAAAGCAGCGCCUUCACGAACACGUCCCUACUCUCUGGCAGCAACACGUCCAACUCGUUGUUCAGCACGAAUCGGAUUGGCACCAAUGCCUCGACGAGCAGCCUCCUCAGCGGAAGUGCCAGCACAAACGUUUUGUCUAGCCCGGUUGCUCAAAACAGCGGAGCGAGCAGCUUUGGAAAUCUUACAUCGUCUAGAGAGCAGAACCAGAGUGGAAUCUUUAUGCCUUCGCAGAGCACGGGCUUGUUCUCGCAGGGGGCGGGCUCCUCCUUCGGCGGCAACCCCAUGCAGGGUCAAGCGGGUAACGUAGCGGUUAACCAAGCGACUAACCAAGCGACUAACCAAGCGACCAACCAAGCGAUGCAGCCAAACUCGUCCUUCUCUUUCAUGAACAAGUCUACCGCCUUAGGAAGUGCUGCCGGCACAGGGACAACAUCUGCGUCCUCCUUUUCGACCAUGUUGGGAGGGGGGACCACCACUUCGUCAGGCUUCGGCGGUGGCAGUAACUUAAGCGGCGGCAGUAACCUGGGUGGAGGCUCCUUAUUUGGGGGGAGCUUAUCCGGUGCGCAUAACCCUCUCGGACAGAACAGUGCAGGCAAUAUGGGCAGCACCGGCGGAAUGAACACCUCGCUGGGCCUUUUUUCGGGCCAAACGAACUCGUCGCUGCUGUCCGGGCAGGCGGCCCCCCAGAGGGCGGGCCUCUUCGGAAGUGGCACUCAGCUAGGCGGGUUAAGCGGCUUGAGUGGAGUGGGAGUGGGAGUGGGCGGAUUGGGCGGCAUGGUCCCCCCCCUGCAGAGCGCCUACGAAAGCCUGAAGGCGAAGACGAACGCGCUCUACGCAGAGGUCUACAAGCACCGCUUCGAGCUGAAGAAAAACGAAUACAACCUGCUGAAGGAGAAGAAAAUCCAAGUGAUUAAAGAAAACAAAAUGAGGGAAACCAAGAGUAACGCGGACAUCAAUUUUAGGGAUAGAGAGAUGUACAUCCUGAUUGUCCUGGUUUUCAUUUAUUUUAAGUUAAUCCUCAAGGGGCCUCUCCCCCUGAAUGAUAACAAUAGGAGCAUAAACAGAGUGAUGAAUGAGCGCUUCAAUUUUUCGUGCGAUUUUAGACCGACGAUGUAUCUGUUCGACCAAAUUUUAGGAGAGUCCAGCAAGUUCAUGAGCGUUUUUCUGAAUGUAAUUCUGCUGGACAACAUCAUGCACGAGGAGAACCGGGCCAUGCUCCAGAUGGUCCUCAAGUGUAAGAAUUACGUGGACUACAUCAGUGUGUGCGGCCAGCGGAGGGCCCUCUUCCGUGGGGGAGGCGGGGGAGGCGGCGUUACCGAUGGAGGCCGCUCCUCCGGGGGAGACCGCUCUCCCGGGGGGCGCGAUCCGUUCAGCUCGGCCACCUGCCAAGUGUACUACGAGAAGAAGAUGCAGUACCCCACGUGCUCCUACUCGAAGGGGCUCUACACCGCCCUGUUCCUCUGCAAGGUGAAGGCCCUGGGGCUGGAGAUCCUGAAGAUCCUCUUCGAGCGAGACGUGCUCUUCAUUCACAUGUACACCCUCUGGAAAAAUGAAAAGAUGCUCCACAGGAAGCUGGACAAGUUCCACUGGGAGGUCAACCUGGCCGACGCGACUGCCGCGAAGAGCGAGCCGUCCGCCCCCGCGCGGAUGGCGGAGGCGGGGGUUAGCGGAGUGGUCAGCGGCGGGGUUAGCGCUGGGGCCAGCGGAACCGUCUCCGCAGAUGCAGAGGACGACGGGGAACCCCGCGCGGGAAAAGACAUCAGCGUGACCGAAUCGCUGUGCACCCCAAUGUGCGUGCACAACUUCCUCUUCAAAAACAUCAACGUGAAUUCCAGGACGACCUACCUGGUCCUCCUUCUGAAGAACUUCCUCAGGACAAAAGAACUAGACAAGCUAAUCAUUUAUUUAAUUUUACAAAUCAUCGUGCGCGACUGUAGAACCACCAUUAAUAUACUUAAGAGGGACAAAGAAUCCUUUAACUUUUUAAAAUAUGCCUUGCGAAUCAUUUUUACAUAUCACCUGAACAGACAGAAAUUUAUCAACUGCUUUAUCAUUUCCAAUAGGACCAUUCAGAUGGAGAGAAUUGUUAAUAACUUUUUGGAUUUACCUCUUUUGUAUUUCCUCCGACGAUCUCCCACCCGUAGGGGAGGCAAACCCUUUGUGGAUGCGAAAAGGAAAAGGAGACUACUGCCCACCCAGGGGGGGGGGCUACGCAGUAAGGAAGUGUUGAACGCGGCCAACUGGUUGACCUAUUUGAAGAACCAGAAGGAGAGAAAUGGCUGCGCGGUGGAAGACGAGGAGAGUGACCCACGUGAUGAGUUUGAGGAAGACCAUCUGCAGGGGGGAAGGAGGAGGAGGGGGGCGAAGUUCCACCCACGCAGGGAUAGGCGAAUGGCCACGGGUGCGGGGCAGUCAGGCAACAGGGGGGCAGAGCCCUACAUUGACGGUGACGAGGGGUACCACGAUGAGGAGGACUACGAUGGUGAGAGUGCUUCAUAUGGGGAAACCGAUCAGUAUGAAGACGAGCUCGACGAGUGCGACGAGUGCGACGAAUACGGUGAGGGGAGUGACUCCCCCUAUGGUGGGAGCCGCUCGCCUGGUCGUGGCAGCCCCUCCUACGACAGCGACGAGGAGGACCCGCUCUACCUGAGCGAUAAUCUGUACGGAGGGGGCGGAAGCCGAGGGAGGGAGAUAAGCAGACGCAGGCAGAGGAAACCCCAGCUGGACGAAGAACUGCUAACCACGUACCGCCUGAAGAUGAAAAAAAAAAAACAAAUGAAGUACAUAUAUGAUUACCUCUCCGACAGUGACCUAAUAGACACCAUUAAGAGUAAAAAGAUAUGCGUCUUUUACGACGAUAAAGAAAAGGAAGAGGACAAGGACAAUCUGGGUCUCUACAAUCUAUCGUGUGACUAUAGCAAUGAUAACUACUGCCGGGAGGACUACUAUAGGGAGGUGAAAUCGGUUGACGCCAAGGUGGUGGGGUACUGCAGCUCGUUUAAUUUCCUGCCCAUUAAUAAGUUUUACACCGAGAAAUACGACUUUUUGGAGUCCGAGCUGGUGCACGUGAGCGACCUCAGGCUGUACCUCUACGUCAAGUCCUUCAAGCGCCACGCCUACUUUAAGCGGCUGCUCCGGAUAGGCAGCGCAGAGGGUAGCGGCGGAGUCAGCGGCGCGGGAGAAGCGCAGGAGGAAGCGCAGGGGGUAUUCACCCACCAACGGAGCAGCUACGACAAAACGGACGAGGCGAAAGACAUAGAGAGGACGAUCGAGGGGGAGCUAAAGUUCUACGAUUUCUUCAACCGACUGAAUAAGCUAAACGAGAAUAUGUUGUUCCCAGGCAGCUUCCCAGAUGGCAGAGAGGAACAAAUGAAGUACCUGGACCAUUUGAGGAAAUCCGUUGGGGGUGAAAAGGAAACUCAUGGGAAGGAGUACCAAGAGCAGGAGAGUUUGCUCAUUCCGAUGAAGGAGCUACUCAAAGAAAAGAAAGAAGAGGCAGCCAAAACGAUCAGCACAGAGAUGAAGAGGAAAUACAUUCUACUAAGCAACGAGCUGUGUGAGUGGGUGGAACUGAGUCACCUCAUUAACGUUGACAUCGAUUACAAUGACAUCCGAGGGCUGAGCAACAAUAGGGUUUUAAAUAAUUACAGUAAGAUUUCCAUUACGAAACUUAUUCUGUACUUUUAUGAAGUGCUGACGAGGAAGUUUUUGUUCCUAAACAACGCGGACUCUCUCAUUGAGAGUUGCAUUUUGUCCCUCCUCGGCUUGUCGUUCAUCCCGGCCAAGCACAGCGAAAAGAAGAACGUACUCACCACCGUCGACGAGGGGAUGGAGAUGGAGCAGCAGUGCUUCCUCAGCACCAUCAUUGACAGCGUCAUUGUGGACUUUUCCUCCUUCGAGAGUGUGCGGGAGUUGAUCCACGUGGAUUACCGCCCCGGGGAAGAAGAAGCGGUGCAGGGGGGAGAAGCGAUGGGGGAGGAAGAGGAAGAAGUGGUGCAAGAGGACGACGACGAGGAGGAGGAAGUAGACGUGUUGGGCGAGAUGCACUGUGCCGAUUCGCGCCGCCCCCAGGGGAACCGCUCAAACCGCGCUAACUGUGCGAACCCCCCGCAGGGAGAGGCCCCGCGCAAACGCGCCAAGCGGAGGGACUACUACAAAAGGAACAUUCACCUGAGCACCCCCAGCAACUGGAGGCAGUAUAAUAUAUUCGAGAAGAACUCCCACCUGACGAAGAGCCUCAACAUCGUGCACAUGAUUGCAAAGAAUAAAAAAAUAAAAGACUACGUCAUCGCGUUGAUAACCUCCAUGUGGGUGAACAAGUUCAACGUCUUCUAUUACCUCACCCAAAAUGUAAAUAUACAAAAGCUCAAGGACACAGAGAAGAUUAUCUUCUUCAGAAUUUCCUUUCAUAUGUUAAAUGUGUUUGUUCCCAUCAUCGACCAUAUGCUUAACAACAUUGACCAGCACGUGGAGCAGUUCGCGGAUGUGAAUUUCGCCCUGGGGGGUGCAGAGGACGGUGAGGAGCGCGGAGAGGAGCGGGGCGACCACCCGGCUGGAAUAUCUCCAAACGAACAGCAACGUAAUAGGGAGGACCAAACGGGAAGACACAACGUCAACCCUUUCGACUCCAUCAUAAAUGAGGACAACUUUAACGAAAAGAAAACGCUCUUCGAGUUUCUAAGCCCCAUCUUCAGCUGCGAAAAUGCAAAUAAUUUUGUGAACCACUACCUGCACAUGGUCAGAAAUUACAACGACCAUUAUUUGAAGCACUACAUCUACCACUACUACUUGUUCAAUUACGAUUUUCACUUUCAAAGUGUUUUUAAUUUUUCCAAUGUCGAAUUUGUGCAUUAUGUGAAGAAUGACUGCGCCGCUCAAGCGGAGGGGGGGGUGAACCUCUCGGCGGAGAGAAACGUGCAUGUGCUGUACACCAGCAUCAUCAACACGUAUGUUAACUUUUGCGGCGUUCAAGCCGUUCGCUCCGUUCGCGGCGUUAGCGGCGUUAGCGGCGGGGGAGUGCCCGCGGAGCUCAUGAGGAAAUACGACGACCCACUGUCGCAGGCGGACGUUUUGGUCGAACUCCACCCAGAUGGAAUGCCCACCCAGAAUGACGAACAUGUGGAAGACUCCCAAAAGUAUAAUCGCCUGAACGGUUCAGGCAAAAAUUUCAACUUUGAGCAUUUGAAUGAAAUUAUGGGGAAUAAGAAGCACCUGCGGAGGUUCCUGAACAGGUACUACCUGAACAGGGGUUGCCUGCAGGGGGGCGGCGGGCAGGUCGUCCCCCCCGGGAGGUCAGGCAAAGGGAAGGGCGAUCGCUCGGAUAAGCGGUUGCGCCGCACUGGCGGGGUGGCUACGAACUCAAAGCGGCGGUACCUGCAGAAAAGCGUGUACAUCUUUAACAGCCUGAACUACCUGAACAUCAACUACAAGAACUGGCUGCUGGUGUACAAGACGUAUAUCGAGAAGGUGACCCACCUGGUGGACCUCAUUUUGAAGAUCAAGAACAGCAGAGUGAACAAGAAGAUUUAUUCUUUGAAGAAUUACUUUUACAUAAUUAACAAUAUACAGAAGCACCUGCGGGGAAUCACCUGCAUCAUCAAGUCCUCGCACUACAUAAACUUCAACAUUCAGAUCACCCCCAUUAUGUUCAUCGUGUAUCUGUUCAUUACCAUUUUUUUUUUCUCGCACAAUAGCGGCUUCGCCUUCAGCUACCUGGCGCGCACCAACCGGGGGCUGAAGAACCUGCUCCAGGGCGGCAAGGACAGCUCCGAUGGGAAAGCCAGUGGUAAAGGGGAAGGCAGUACGGAUGGUAAGGCGGAUGGUAAGGCGGAUGGCAGAGGGGAUCACAAAGGGGAUAGCAAUACAUAUGGCGGCACGGACGAACGCGGGGGAAACCCCCCCCGGGCGGAAAACGCCGCGCAGCGCGGCGAGGCGCACAAAGCGGAGCACCUGAACUACCACAAGAAGUUGAAAAUGUCGAGCCUUUUCUCCAAGAGGAUUCUGAACAGGGAGUUUGAGGACAACGUGCUGAGGCUCCCCAAGAGUUGUGGCGGUGCGGAUGACGAUGGGGGGGCAGGGCAGUCUACCUCUUCCUACACAAGAAACUACCUCCACCGGAUGCGAGACAACCGUGUGGGAGGCUACCCCCCCACCGGGAGAGCCGCAACGAAGUACUGCGCAGAGGCAGCCUUCCCGGGGGAAGACGAAAUGGAGCUCCUGCAGCAAAGUGGAAGCAAAAAAAAAAUACAUUACGAUGUGCACAGCGAGUAUGCCAAGCUGAUUCUAAAGAGCAACGAGUUUUUCGAUGACCUCCUGGAGCUGUUCAUUUUAUUAAUCACCAAGAAGCAUCCCAUUUUGAACAAAUACACGGUCAUCUACAUUUACGAGUGCCUCUACACGCUUCUGAAUAUUUAUCAUUACAACUACCAGCGUAAUAGAGGAUCGGGGGGGGAGGAAGAGAACGACCUGGGGCAGACGAAGAAUCUGUUCCUCUCCCUUAUGAAGCGAAUCGACCAGGAUGUGCUGAACGAUUUUAUUUGCAGCCUUUUCACAGAUUCGUACAGGAGCUUCAUCACCAACAGGACUUUCAUCAUUCCCGUGUACUUCUACAGUAAUGUAUACAAAUUUAUAGAUUUCAACACGGAGGUGUUUCUGUAUACCAACGGGAGAGGGGGAGGAGGUCCUCCCGGCGAGCGUAUGCUCGUCAACACGGGGGAAACUGCGUUGAUGGGCGAGGAUCCAUAUGAGGAGAACAACUGGGGGGAGAGCGGCAAGCCACCACCACCUUUUGGGGGGAACAACCUGGUGAGCUUCCACUUCAAGGAGCACCUCAAAAACAAGGUGCACCUGAACAACCGGAGCCUGAACAUCUACGAGGAAUCCUUCUGCUGCAACUUCUUCUACAACCGGAAUGACCUGAACGUGUUAAGCAUCAAUUUGCUCAUCUUCCUGCUGAACAAGAUUGGCAUACACGAAAUUGACAUCAAGAUAGACGAGCAGAACAUAAAGAAGCUUAUUAAGGGGAACCUAUUUAUUAUGCAAAAUGUAAAGGAACGGCAAGCCAAUAAUGAUGGGAAAAUUCUACACACGUGCUUUUUGCUUAGCUCCCUCUGUGACACCACCUACGUGAAUGAGUUGGUUCAAAACGCAGAUCUGUUUAACUUAUUUCUAAGCAGCAAUAUUUUUGAUAAUUCGUAUGAGUAUAAAUUCCACUACCUUUGUUCGAGCAUCCCCUUUUUGACCUUCCCCACGAAUUUCCUACAGAACAAGAACAUUUACCUCCCCCUUCCCUCCCUCAUCAUUUCGUACGUCACUGUCAUUUUGAAGCUUGUAGAUAAGAAGGGCCUGCACUUGUUCAGGUGGAUUGGAAGCUGGGUCGUCAGGAACAUUCACAUUUUCGUUAACCACCUGAUUGUUAAUAACUAUUUGAUGAAGGCCAAGGAGAUCACCCACGAGGUGAACAACUUCACCACGUACAACCACGAGUUGGUGUACAAGUGCCUCUGCUACGCCAGCACGUGCAACUUUUCGCACCAGCCAAGUGAAAGAAGUGAGCGAAGCGGUGGAAGUGGGGGAAGCGAUGAACGGGGCCGAGGCGACCACCACUCCGAGUGGACCCGGCCGGGGCAGCGGCGCGCGCAGCGCGAUUGGCUGGGCGCCCCCCAGAAGGACCGAGCCAGCGCGGAGGAGUUCAUAAACCACGCCAACCUGGGGGCCGUCAACUUGGACGUCAUCUACGCCAGCACCUACUACCUGCUGAGGCUAUAUAAGAACUAUUUGCUCUACAUCCACCAGAACUACCUGACCCUGAAGAAGCUCAACAUUGUGAGGAUGAAGCGGGGGGAGCAGGGACUUGCCUCCAGAAGUGGCGGCGCCAAGAAGAAGCGAAGCGGAAGCGGAGUAACAACCAUGAUGGGGCAGGGCGGAAUCCAGUCGGACGAUGAGGAGGAGGAUGACGAGCGGGUUGGUCACGAGCGAGACAGCGAGGAGGACGGUUCAGAGGACAGCAGCGAGGAUGGCGCGAGUGCGAAUGGCGGCGCGGGGGAGAAGGGGGGCUUCUACGGGGAGGCGCUCGCGCAGCACGGUUCUGCGCGGCAGCCCGACGAGCAGGUGAUGGGGGGAAGCGGAAGGAGUGGAAGAAGUGAAAGAAGCGGACGAAUUGGAAGUAGCGCAAGAAGCGGAAGAGGCAUACGUAGUAGAGGCCCGGGUGGACGCAGCCUCCACUCCGGCGCGGACGACCUGUUCAUCGAGCGGGAGGUGCAAAACUGGGCCAGCGCGCACCCCGCCCACGUGGCGCAGGGGGCGGCCAAGGAGGGGGAGGAAAGCCUCUCCUGGGGAGGAUCACUCGCUGGACCGCUGAACACACCGCUCGACACCCCGCUUGACGCUCCGCUGGACUCGUCGCUAAAGUUCGAGUACAACGAAAUUUCGCUGAACAUGUGCAACAUCAUAAAGGAGCACAACUACAUCCUGCAGUACAUCAAGGACCUGCUGAGCAUCCUCUCCAUUUUCGUCGUCUAUGACAUCAGCCUGAAUGAUGAAAAUGAGUUGUUGAGCAAAAAUAUGAACAAGGACAUGCUAGAGGAGAGGAGAAAAAACAUAAGGACCCACCGAAUUCUGCAAAACAUUAUCCCCAAAUAUUCCAUAAAAUUCCAUUGCAUUAACCUCUGCUUAGAUAUUAUAGAAUAUGACAUUGGGUUGUAUGAUGAGUAUGUGCAAGAAUCAAAAACGAAAUAUUGUGAAUAUAUAAAAAUGAUUUUAAAGGUCUUCAUGAACACCUGCUUCUAUUUCAUCAACUUGAUCAAAUUUGAAAACAUCAGCAUGUUGAAGAGUGUCUCCUUGGCCAUGAAGAAGCUCACCAACAUCAUUUACUUUUUGCUAAACAAUCUAACGUCUAAGGAGAAGUCCCCCGUGCAGAACUUCCUGCUCCACUGGUUUGUCUCCGACCGGGCGGGGGGCGCGCCCACCUACGGAGCUGCGGGGAAGGAGCAGCACCAAAUCAACGCGGAGCUCUUCAACGCGGACUACACCCCCUUUGGGGAGAAGAAGGCCGGGGGGGUCGCUUCCGCUCCCACUGCCACUCCCACCCCCCACGCGGAGAGCGUCAAGAAGUUCUUCGAAAACAUCGAAAUUGACAUCCACGUGAUGAAGAAGAUCCUCACCUGCGUGAUUUACUUCACCUACGCCAUGCUCAGCAACCAGAAGGUCAGCCAAAUAAACAUCGAAAGCAUCAGCCUCAAGCACAUCGACCGCAUAGAUUUGAAGAAGCUCGCCAACUCCCACCUGGAGAAGAGCAACAUCCUCAACGUCUUCACCUUCAUCCUCCAGCGGUCCACGCAGAUCUACUACCUCAUCUACAGCUACGCGGCGAGGCGCUAG